Molecule: messenger RNA, 612 nt
Organism: Prunus armeniaca (apricot)
Lineage: Eukaryota; Viridiplantae; Streptophyta; Magnoliopsida; Rosales; Rosaceae
Source: the annotation of a GenBank genome assembly
AUGGUAGACUUUGCUAGGGUUCAAAAGGAGCUUCAGGAAUGCAGCCGAGACGUCGAGCGCUCAGGUAUCAAAGUCAGCCCCAAAGGCGACGGUAGUCUUGCCCGUUUAAUUGGAACCAUUCCUGGCCCAACUGGUACCCCUUACGAGGGUGGCACUUUUCAGAUCGAUAUCGCAUUGUCAGAUGCAUACCCUUUUGAGCCUCCCAAAAUGAAGUUUACGACCAAAGUUUGGCACCCUAAUAUCAGCAGUCAAAGUGGAGCAAUUUGUCUGGAUAUUUUGAAGGACCAAUGGAGCCCAGCUCUCACAUUGAAAACAGCACUUCUUUCUGUACAAGCAUUACUUUCUGCUCCUCAACCAGAUGAUCCUCAAGAUGCUGUGGUGGCACAACAGUAUCUUAAAGAUUACCAGACCUUUGUUGGCACAGCUCGAUACUGGACUGAAACUUUUGCCAAGAAAUCGUCUCUUGGGAUUGAGGAAAAGGUACAAAAACUUGUAGAGAUGGGGUUCCCUGAAGGUCAGGCAAGGACCACUUUGGAAGCUGUUGGUGGGGAUGAGAACUUGGCCCUUGAAAAGCUUUGCUCUGACGUUGUUAUUGUCCUUAUUGACCAGUAG